AUGGAAAGUAAAACAUCUCAUAUUGUUUAUGAGCAAAUUCAAAAUAAUCCACCAAAUGAUCGUCGUAUUUUAUCAAUUCAAAGUCAUGUCGUACAUGGAUACGCUGGCAAUAAGUGUAGUGUAUUUCCUUUACAGCUGCAUGGAUAUGAAGUGGAUCCAAUAAAUUCGGUACAAUUUUCCAAUCAUUCAAGAUAUAAAUUGAUGAAAGGUCAAACAUUGGAUGGCGUACAAUUGAAUGAUAUUUAUGAAGGCUUGAAACUGAAUGAAAUUAACAAUUAUUCACACAUUUUAACAGGAUAUUGUAGAAAUUCGUCAUUUCUGCAAGGAGUUGUUAAUAUAGUCAAAGAUUUGAAACAGAAUAAUCCGGAUGUUCUUUUCUACUGUGAUCCUGUAUUGGGUGACAACGGCCAUUAUUACGUUCCAAAAGAGUUGAUGCCAAUUUAUCGUGAUGUUUUAAUCCCAUUGGCUGAUGUGAUCACACCAAACAUUUUUGAGUUAUCUGAACUAUCUGGUUUAUCUAUAAAUAAUCAGCACGAAUGUUUGGAAGCAAUUGACUUGAUGCAUAAAUGUGGUGUUAAAACAGUAGUUGUUUCAAGCGGUCUGGAAACGUCAACUACAAAGUUUUGUUAUGGAUCUGUUUAUAAAGAUUCUAGUGAACGAGCCUUGCAAUAUCGUUUUGAUAUACCGACAUUACCAGGAAUAUUCGUAGGUACAGGUGAUGUUUUCAUUAGCCUACUCCUUAUUUGGAUGGAUAAAUUGAACGGCGAUAUUACAGCGGCUAUCCAGAAUGUUAUUGGUACUUUGCAAGGUAUACUACAACGAACUGCAAACAAAGCAUACCGUCACCGGAAUCCGAAAGAAUAUACUCCAACAUCGGAAGAAUUGGAACUACAACUAGUGCAAAGUCGUUUAGAUAUACUCGCUCCACAAGUUACUAUUAAGUCAACAAAACUUCAAUAG
Molecule: messenger RNA, 960 nt
Organism: Cercopithifilaria johnstoni
Lineage: Eukaryota; Metazoa; Nematoda; Chromadorea; Rhabditida; Onchocercidae
Source: the annotation of a GenBank genome assembly